Phragmites australis (common reed) is the source of this 5271-nucleotide messenger RNA. Its product is annotated as ABC transporter C family member 14-like. Gene Ontology annotation, molecular function: ATP hydrolysis activity; ABC-type transporter activity; ATP binding. Bases 173 to 4774 code for a protein of 1533 amino acids. The record is from RefSeq and is a predicted model, not a curated record. Gene Ontology annotation, cellular component: plant-type vacuole; vacuolar membrane. The transcript has 14 exons. Gene Ontology annotation, biological process: transmembrane transport. Lineage: Eukaryota; Viridiplantae; Streptophyta; Magnoliopsida; Poales; Poaceae.
CACUGCUCCUCCUCCUCCUCCUCGCCGCAACCAAACAACAACACACUUCUCUCAGUUAUCUGCUUCUCCUCCUCUCCUAGUCUACUCUCGUGAGGACCAAAGUCACCAAACCCACGCACGCAACCAGACCACACCCACGCUUGCGCUUCUCCAUGCGUCGCCACCGCUGAGCAUGGCCCUCGCGUCGCCGCCGCCGCCGUGGUGGCUCACCACGGAAGCCUGCGACCUGCCCUCCGCGACCGGCGCAGGGCUCGGGGAGUGGGCUGGGUUCCUGUUCCUGUCGACGUGCUCGCAGCGCGUGAUGCUCUCGACCGCGUCCGUGGCAUUCCUGGUCGCGCUGCUCUGCCUCGCCUCGGGCAAGGCCGUCUCGCGUUGGCGGGAGAAGCGGCGGCAUGGCGGCGGCGUCGUCAAUGGCGGCGCGGACAAGCCGCUGCUCGAGAGGGGGGAUGAGGCGGUGCGGGUCGAGGCCGGGUUCGUGGUCGCGCUGGCGGCGUCCGCAGUCCUCGCCGCGUUCUACGCCGUGCUGCUUGUCCUUUCCGUGGUGGCGCGGGGCGGAGGAGGUAAGGCCCUGGAGGUGGUGUUCCUGGCGCUGCAGCUCGCGGCGCACCUGGCAGCCGCGGCUGUGGUAGCGCACGAGAAGCGGUUACGCGCGGCGGCGCACCCGCUUGCACUGCGGCUCUUCUGGCUCGCCGCGCCCGCGCUGACCGCGUUCCUCGCUGCCUCCGCCGUCGCGCGCCUCGCCUUGGGGGCCGCCGGGCUCCCCGACGACGCACUCGCGGUCGCAGCGCUCGUCCUGUCCCUGCCUCUCCCGCUCCUCGCCGUCUCCGGCGCGACUGGCAUCACCGUUAUGGCCUCCGACGUAGCGGCGGCGGGCCCAGAAGACGAGGAGGCCGACGCCAGCAAGUCGGACAAGACUGUGACCCCGUACGCGACGGCGUCGUGGGCGUCACUCGCGACGUGGGCAUGGAUGAACCCGCUAGUGCGGCGCGGCCACCGCGCCGCCCUGGAGCUCUCGGACGUGCCCACCCUCGCACCUCCCCACCGGCCCGAGCGCAUGCACGACCUCUUCGCCUCCCACUGGCCCUCCUCCUGGGCCACCAAGGACAACAACCCGGUCCGGCACACCCUGCUCCGCUGCUUCUGGCCGCUGCUCCUCCUGAACGCGUCGCUGGCGCUGCUCCGGCUGACCGUCAUGUACGUGGGGCCCACGCUGAUCCAGAGCUUCGUGGACUUCACGUCGGCGGGUGCCGCCGGCGAGCCCCGUUCGUUGUGGGAGGGCGCGCGGCUGGUGGCGACGCUGCUGGCGGCCAAGUCGGCGGAGGCGCUGUGCAGCCACCAGUACAACUUCCACUGCCAGAAGCUGGGGAUGCAGAUCCGGGGCGCGCUCAUCACGGCGCUGUACCGCAAGGGGCUCCGGCUGUCGUGCUCGGCGCGGCAGAAGCACGGGCUGGGCAUGAUCGUCAACUACAUGGCCGUGGACGCGCAGCAGCUCUCGGACAUGAUGCUCCAGAUACACUACCUCUGGCUCAUGCCGCUCCAGGUCGGCGUGGCGCUGGGUCUGCUGUACACGUACCUCGGCCCGCCGGUGACGUCGGCGCUCGUCGGCGUGUCCGGCGUGAUGGUGUUCGUCCUCCUCGGUGCCCGGCGCAACAACCGGUACCAGUUCUCGCUGAUGCAGGAGCGCGACCGGCGCAUGAAGGCGACGAACGAGAUGCUCAACUACAUGCGCGUGAUCAAGUUCCAGGCGUGGGAGGAGCACUUCAACGCGCGCAUCGGCCGCUUCCGCCGCCUCGAGUUCGGCUGGCUCUCCGGCUUCAUGUACUCCAUCUCCGGCAACAUCAUCGCGCUCUGGAGCGCGCCCGUCGUCGUCUCCGCGCUCGUCUUCGCCACCUGCGCCCUCUGCGGCGUGCGCCUCGACGCGGGGCUCGUCUUCACCGCCACGUCCUUCUUCAAGAUCCUGCAGGAGCCCAUGAGGAACUUCCCGCAGGCCAUGAUCCAGGCGUCACAGGCCAUGAUCUCCCUCCAGCGACUCGACUCGUACAUGACAAGCGCGGAGCUGGACGAGGGCGCGGUGGAGAGGGAGCCCGCGGCCGCGUUGGGGUGCGACGGGAUGGCCGUGCAGGUGAAGGACGGCGCGUUCACGUGGGACGACGAGGUGGAGGCCGGGCAGGAGGUGCUGCGCGGGAUCGACCUGGAGAUCCGGACCGGCGCCCUGGCGGCGGUGGUUGGCAUGGUCGGGUCCGGCAAGUCGUCGCUGCUUAGCUGCGUCCUCGGCGAGAUGCGCAAGAUCUCCGGCAAGGUGAAGGUGUGUGGCAGCACAGCGUAUGUUGCGCAGACGGCAUGGAUUCAGAACGGCACCAUCGAGGAGAACAUCCUGUUCGGGCAGCCCAUGCACAGGGAGAGGUACAAGGAGGCGAUCAAGGUGUGCUGCCUGGAGAAGGACCUUGAGAUGAUGGAGUUCGGCGACCAGACAGAGAUCGGCGAGCGCGGGAUCAACCUCAGCGGCGGGCAGAAGCAGCGCAUCCAGCUCGCCCGUGCCGUCUACCAGGACUGCGACAUCUACCUCCUCGACGAUGUUUUCAGCGCAGUUGAUGCGCACACCGGCACUGAGAUCUUCAAGGAAUGUGUGAGAGGCGCUCUGAAGAACAAGACUAUAGUCCUUGUGACUCACCAAGUUGAUUUUUUGCACAAUGCUGAUAUCAUAUAUGUAAUGAAGGACGGCAUGAUCGUGCAAUCCGGCAAGUAUGACGAGCUACUCCAGGCCGGCUCCGACUUCGCGGCUCUCGUCGCCGCGCACGACAGCUCCAUGGAGCUCGUGGAGAGCGCGGCGCCGGCGAGCGAGCGCGAGUUGCCCCUCUCCCGGCAGCCGUCCAACAAGAACGGCGGCAAGGCCUCCAACGGCGACUCCUCGUCGUCCUCCAUCGUGGCGCCCAAGGCCGAGAAGGCGUCGGCGCGGCUGAUCAGGGAGGAGGAGCGCGCGAGCGGGCACGUCAGCCUCGCCGUGUACAAGCAGUACAUGACGGAGGCGUGGGGGUGGUGGGGCCCGCUGCUGGUGCUCGCCGUGUCCGCGGCGUGGCAGGGCUCGUUGGUGGCCAGUGACUACUGGCUCGCCGACCAGACAUCUGAGGAGAACGCCGCCUCGUUCCGGCCGUCGCUGUUCAUCAACGUGUACGCCGGCAUCGCCGCCGCCUCGGUGGUGCUCGUCUCGGCGCGCUCCUUCCUCGUGGCGUUCAUCGGCCUCCAGACCGCGGACCAGUUCUUCAAGCAGAUCCUCAACAGCAUCCUGCACGCGCCCAUGUCGUUCUUCGACACCACGCCAUCCGGCAGGAUCCUCAGCAGGGCGUCGUCGGACCAGACGAACGUCGAUCUCUUCCUGCCGUUCUUCGUCUGGAUGAGCGUGUCCAUGUACAUCACCGUGAUCAGCGUGCUGAUCGUCACGUGCCAGGUGGCAUGGCCGUCCGUCGUCGCCAUCGUCCCUCUGCUGAUACUGAACCUCUGGUACCGGAGCUACUAUCUGGCGACAUCGAGGGAGCUGACUCGUCUCGAGUCGAUCACCAAGGCUCCAGUGAUCCACCACUUCUCGGAGACAGUCCAGGGUGUCAUGACCAUCAGGUGCUUCAGAAAGGAAGGGAGCUUCUUGCAGGAGAACCUGAACCGGGUGAACUCCAGCCUUAGGAUGGACUUCCACAACAAUGGCGCGAAUGAGUGGCUUGGUUUCCGGCUGGAGCUGGUCGGAAGCUUUGUUCUCUGCUUCACAGCCUUGCUCAUGGUCACAUUGCCGAGCAGCUUCAUCAAGCCAGAAUAUGUUGGUCUAUCGCUCUCCUAUGGUCUAUCUCUCAACCAGGUGCUGUUCUGGUCCAUCUGGAUCAGUUGCUUCAUUGAAAACAAAAUGGUCUCGGUUGAGAGGAUAAAGCAAUUCACAAACAUUCCAUCAGAGGCUGCAUGGAGGAUUAAGGACUGCCUACCUGCUGCAAACUGGCCAACCAAAGGCGAUAUCGAUGUCAUUGAUCUCAAGUUUAGAUAUAGGCACAACACUCCACUGGUGUUGAAGGGCAUCACAAUCAGCAUAAACGGAGGAGAGAAGAUUGGAGUUGUUGGUAGAACUGGCAGUGGGAAAUCAACACUGAUCCAGGCAUUGUUCAGAAUAGUGGAGCCUUCUGAGGGGAAGAUAAUUAUCGAUGGCGUUGACAUCUGCACGUUGGGACUCCAUGAUCUUAGGUCUCGGUUUGGUAUCAUCCCUCAAGAGCCUGUUCUCUUUGAAGGCACCAUUCGGAGCAACAUCGAUCCGCUGGAGCAGUACUCUGAUGAUGAGAUCUGGCAGGCUUUGGAUCGUUGUCAGCUGAAAGAUGCUGUGGCCUCAAAACCUGAAAAGCUUGAUGCUUCAGGUCACAGGUGUAAACUCCUCCUCCUGGUGAACAACCUCUUGUAUGGAUUUGUCGACAAUGGGGAGAACUGGAGUGUUGGACAACGGCAACUGCUAUGCCUGGGCCGGGUGAUGCUGAAAGGCAGCAGAAUAUUGUUCAUGGAUGAGGCCACGGCUUCAGUGGAUUCCCAAACCGAUGCUGUGAUUCAGAAGAUCAUCCGGGAAGACUUUGCAGCUUGUACCAUCAUCAGUAUUGCGCACAGAAUACCAACAGUCAUGGAUUGCGACAGAGUCCUCGUUAUAGAUGCAGGACUAGCAAAGGAAUUUGAUCGUCCAGUGAAUCUGAUCGAGAGGCCAUCUCUGUUUGGAGCAUUGGUUCAAGAGUACGCAAACCGGUCAUCUGACGUGUAGCCUUUGAGAUGGCGUAAUUUUUUAAUCAAGAUUUGGGAGGAAAUAAGGGAUCAAAAUUUCUCCCGUGAUCGAUGAGCAAGCUGCCUUCAUGCUUUGAAUUAAUACUGCACGUCCAAAAAAGUUUUGUGAGCGGUAACUAGCUCAUGUGAAAAGGCUGAAAAGGAGAAGCCACGGUGUGAUCAAGGCAUCAAGAUUCAAGAUGACUAAUCUGAAGUAUUAGAUUUCAAGAUAUCUUUCAGCCCUUUAAGCUGAAUUUUUCUAUUACUAUGAACUGAAGAUGAUGUAUAGUGUAUCCUUCAACCGGAAUAUUAUCCUCAAGCAAAUGUUCUGUCGACCAGAUCAGCUGUAUGGAGUUAAAAAUGACGAAAAUUGCAAGAAAUAUUUCUUUUUCCAGAAGAAACAGAUAACUUGGGUUUGGGUUAUCUAUACUCGAUCCAUUUUGUUUUACUUGUCCUCUAGGUAUCGACAAGGUAUUCAAUAAAUUUAUUUUACCAUUA